AUGGCUAUGGUGUCAACGGGCAUUCCUUCGGGGUUCCCCGAAGGGUCUAAGCACGUUCAAAAGCGGGGAAAAGGAGGUGUCUACCCACCCCACCACUGGCUUUCGGCCCCCUCCUCAGCGCAAGGCGUUCUCGCACUGUUACAGGAGAAUGACACGGAUAUUCAGCAGGCGGCUCUCAUGGAGCUCAAGGAUUUGGUGGACGUUCACUGGAUGGAGCUCGCUGAUGCUCUCCCCGACAUCGAGGCUUUGGCAGAGGAGGAAGCCUUUCCGAGCCGUCAGCUAGCCGCUCAUUUGGCUAGCCGCAUUUACUUCCAUCUAGAGGCCUCGGCGGAUUCUCUCAAGUUCGCGCUGGAAUCUGGCGACUGGCUGCAGCUCAACGACAACUCUCUCUAUUCACAGACCAUCUUGGCUGAGUGCAUUGACGAGUAUAUACGGUACAGAACGGAAGCCUACGAUAAUGAACUUUCGGCGCAAAAUGCAUUGUGUGCGCCUGCUUCUGACAUUGCUUGCCUCCUCUUCCCUCCGCUAGCGAAGACCUCGAUGUUAGGUGACUUGUUUCUGAGGUGUUGCACAGGCUCUGCGCUCGACUCGUUCCACGCAGCAGUUGAGCGAGUAGUGCUGCAGCAGCUGCGAGCUGCAGCAGGAGGCUCUGGAGCACCUAAUGCUUUGGGCAUCGCUCUGGAUUCCCGCCGCUUAGCUGAGGUAGAGUUGCUACUCUCCUCGGCUCCAGACAAGCUCCCCAUGCUAAAUUACCUCGCAAUGAAUUUGCAUGCAUUGGUGCCGUCUAAAGCCUUUCGCACGGAGGUCUUGGGCUUGCUGAUCCGGCUGUAUAGGGAGGCUCUGGACGGUUUGUCUGCCACGCAACAGCCUGAGGUGUACAGGCAGCUCUGCCGCUGUCUCAUCGUGCAAGGCGACGUGCCUGCAGUUGCUGCCCUUCUAAACAGCUUCUUGACGGCGCCUUCCUCCCCAGCCUUAGAACGCCCACAACUCGUUGCUUAUCAGAUUGCAUUCGAUCUCAUGGAUCUCGAGAGACCAAGCCAAAUGCAAGCUCUUCUAGAACAUCCUCUUUUGGCUCUUCCUGCUCCUGAGGAACCGCAGCAGAAGGAGGAACCGCAGCAGCAGCAGGAGCAGCAGCAGCAGCAGGAGGAGCAACAGCAGCAGCAAGAGCAGCAGCAGCAGCAAGAGCAGCAGCAGCAACAAGAGCAGCAGCAGCCUGCAGAGCAAGGUGAAGGCGCAGCAGUGGCAUCUGCUGCACCUGCAGCAGCCGCAGAGGCGGCAGAGACUUCUACAGCCGCUGCAGCAGCAGCUCUGGCAGCUGCAGAGGCGGCAGAGACGAGAGCCGCAAACUCCAGCGAUCCAUACCUAAGAAAGCUUGCGGUGCUACGCAGUAUCGUCUCGGGCUGCGCCUCUGUUGAGUUCCGCCUGCAAUUUCUAAACAGAAAAAGCCACACAGAUCUCCAGCUGCUCGACCUCUAUAAGAGCUCCGUAGACGGCCGUCAGUCCUUGCUGCAUCACGGCCUGCUGCUGGCGCACGCGUUGCAGCAAAGUGGAACGGCGUGCGAUGCGUUUUUAAGAAAAAACUUGGACUGGAUGGGCAGAGCUGUUAGUUGGACGAAGUUCUCGGCUACAGCCUCUAUUGGAGCGAUUCACAGGGGCAACAUGCGGAGCAGUUUGAGCGUGUUGGAAACGUAUCUGCCUCCCGACACUCCUGGCGUGUCGUCGGCAUCAGGUGCCCCCUCUACAGAAGGGGGGGCUCUUUUUGCGUUGGGCUUGAUUCACAGUGGAGCACCCAGUCCCCGCAUUCGAGCGCUCAUCUUGUCUGCUCUGAAGCAGACCAAUCAGACAGACAAGGAGCCUCUUCUGCACGGCGGAUGCCUCGGCUUAGGCCUUGUGUGCUUGGGAGAUGCCAACGAUACAGAGGCGUACGAGGCGCUCCGCACGCUGCUAUUCUUGGACUCGGCUGUCAUUGGCGAAGCCGCAGCUCUCGGCAUCGGCUUGUUGUUGAUGGGGUCUGGUAAUGCAGCAGUAGCGGCGGAGCUGCUGGGGUAUGCAAAGGAGACGCAGCACGAGAAGAUCGGAAGGGCCUGCGCUGUUGCCCUUUCGCUCAUCUCCUUCCAGAAGGAGGAAGAGGCAGAUGAGCUGAUUGGACAGUGUCUGGCUGAGUCUGACCCCUUGAUACGCUAUGGCGGAGUCUUUGCUAUUGGACUCGCGUACUGUGCAACUGGCAAGGUCUGCUCGGGAGCUGUCGAACGCUUGUUGCAUUUGGGGGUAGCGGAUGUUAAUGACGACGUAAGGAGGGCUGCAGUACUCUCGUUGGGGUUUGUCCUUUGCGCCCACAAAGAAGAGUUGCUUCGAGUGAUGCGGCUCUUGUGUGGGAGCUACAACCCCCACGUGCGAUACGGCGCAGCAGUUUCUCUGGGUGUUGGGCUGGCAGGCAGCGGUCUGCGGGAGGCUGGGGAGGUUCUGAAGGCGCUGAGCAGCGAUCCCACAGACUUCGUUCGACAAGGCGCCUUCAUUGGAAUGGGCUUCCUCUACCAGCUGCAGCACGAUGCGGCCGUCUCCCCUUUCAGAGAGUCGCUGAAGAAAGUCAUUCGAGACAAGCACGAAGAUCCCCUCGCACGGUUCGGGGCGCUCAUCGCUGCAGGACUUGUUGAUGCUGGGGGCCGGAAUGUGUGUGCAGGCUUCUUCAGCCCGCGCAAGGUGCUGCGCAGGGGUGCAGUCGCAGGACUGUGUCUCUUCGAGCAGCUUUGGUAUUGGCAUCCCCUGGUGUACUGUGCAUGCCUUUCCUUUGAGGCCCAGGGCCUUAUUGCUCCCGAUGCAGCGGCAGAAGUCAGCGCAGAGGGAUUUGCGGCAGGGAAGCAAGGCGAGGAGGAGCAGAAGGAAGACGCCGAGGGAGGCACUGCGAUUGAGGUCGAUGGUCAAGCCUCGACAACAAAAGAGCAUCAGCACUAUCCUCCGCCUCUGAACAUGGCAGAAAACAAGACGGACGGCACGAAGUCAGUCAAGGCCAUCCUGAGCACCAGUGCGAAGAGACAAGCAGCGGCUCGAAGGCAGAAGGAAUCAUCAAAGGAAGCUCAAAAAACAACCAAAGCGACUGCUGCUGCUAAAACGAAAGGGUUGAGCAUUUUCGUGGCAGGAGGCGUAAAUUUCGUUGAUGCAUUCGGCGUGUUGGCUGGGGGGAGGCCGUCUGGUUUAGGAUUUGUGGCUCUCCGUGCAGGGGUGAUAUGGCCGUCGAUUCAAAGACAUCCGAAGUUAAAAGGUGUGCUAGCCAGCCUGACCGCUGCUGCUGCAGCUCGGAACGCUCCAGAAGCCUCAGCAGCAAGAGCAGACGUCCUUCCCCCUGACCGUUUGCAGCCUUGUUCUUUGUUGCAUUCUCAGAGAGGCAGUGACGUCUUCGGAGCAGAAGACGGAGAACCCCAAAGAA
This is a messenger RNA of Cyclospora cayetanensis, 3424 nucleotides long. RefSeq names its product 26S proteasome non-ATPase regulatory subunit 1 homolog A. Gene Ontology annotation, cellular component: nucleus; proteasome complex; proteasome regulatory particle, base subcomplex. The record is from RefSeq and is a predicted model, not a curated record. The transcript has 19 exons. Gene Ontology annotation, biological process: regulation of protein catabolic process; proteasome-mediated ubiquitin-dependent protein catabolic process. Gene Ontology annotation, molecular function: enzyme regulator activity. The annotation marks the transcript as partial. NCBI's taxonomy places the organism in Eukaryota, Apicomplexa, Conoidasida, Eucoccidiorida, Eimeriidae.